Molecule: messenger RNA, 999 nt
Organism: Exophiala bonariae
Lineage: Eukaryota; Fungi; Ascomycota; Eurotiomycetes; Chaetothyriales; Herpotrichiellaceae
Exons: 3
Coding region: 1-999 (332 amino acids)
Cellular component (GO): oligosaccharyltransferase complex
Source: RefSeq, a predicted model, not a curated record
AUGCAUUUGUUCAAGUUCCUGGCCUUGACUGCGCUGACGCUCAGCUCCGCGGUCACCGCCGCGAAAAAGGGUGCCUCCGCCUCGUCCAGCAAGUUCGACACAUACCUAGGCAAGCAAGCGUCAUCCGCACCUUUCGAACUCGACGAGAAGGCAUACAAUGACCUGACGGUCGCACCGCGGGACUACUCGCUGGCCGUGCUGCUGACGGCGCGGGACGCCAAAUAUGCAUGCAAGAUCUGCCGGGACUUCGAUCUCGAGUGGAAGAUCAUUGGCAAUAGUUGGCAGAAGGCGGAUCGGAAGGGCCAGCAUCGUGUCCUGUUCAGCACCAUUGAUUUCGAUAAUGGGAGGAAUGUAUUCAUGAAGCUCCAACUGCAAACGGCUCCAGUCCUACUCUUCUUCCCACCCACAGUCGGCACAGGUGCCAAACCCGACGGCUCGCCCGUACGCUUCGAUUUCCUAGGUCCCCAGACCGCCGAGGGCGUGCACAGCUGGAUCCUACGACAACUGCCUGGCGGAGACUACCCAGGUGUGAACCGACCGAUCAACUACGGGCGUAUUGGCGCAACCGUGACGAUCCUGCUCGGUCUCUUUACCUUCAUCACCGUCGCAUAUCCCUAUAUCCUACCCAUAAUCCAGAACCGAAACCUCUGGGCUGGCAUCUCUCUCAUUCUCAUCCUACUCUUCACCUCCGGCCAUAUGUUCAACCACAUCCGGCGAGUGCCGUACAUCGCGGGCAAUGGGCGCGGUGGGAUCAGUUACUUUGCGGGCGGGUUCUCGAAUCAAUUUGGCAUGGAGACGCAGAUUGUCGCUGCGAUGUACGCAUUACUGGCAUUCGCAGCCAUCAACCUCGCCCUGCGCGUACCACGCAUCAAAGAUUCUCGAACGCAGCAGGUCGCCGUCAUCAUCUGGGCGACCGUGCUUUUCGGCAUGUACAGUUUCCUGAUGAGCGUGUUCCGCAUCAAGAACGGCGGGUAUCCAUUCUGGCUUCCACCCUUCUAG